GAUGUUAAAAAGGAGACAAAACGUCUUGUUCACUAUGGGGGUUUUUAUUUCCGAGUAAAUAACAAAAAAAAGUGUUCUGUCACAAUUUCGAGAAGAUAAUUAAAUCUUCAAAACUGGAGAUUCCGUUAGAAAGAAGAAAUGACAACUUGUUCAGCUCGUGGUUGUGCCAGUUCAAGUGCUUCAGGUGCUUCCUUUCAACACUUUCCAACCGAUCCAGUUAGAAGAAAAAUAUGGAAAACUGCAAUGAAUCGUCCAAAGUGGCGUCCGACCGAAUCAUCAGUAUUAUGUGACAUACACUUUGAAGAAGAUUCGUGGGAACGAGUUGACGGGACAAGAAAGCUGCGAGCAGAUGCCACUCCCACCUUAUAUCUAACCACCGGAAAAAGUAAAAGAGAAUUAAAUAAAAGCAAAAUGGCAAAAACAAAUUUGUUGAAAACAAAACGGGCUCGUCUCAUGAUGCGCAGGGCAAAGGAUUCCUUAAAACCCUACGUGGGAUCUUUAAACCAAGAUGACGAAGACUCGGACGAUCAGAGGAACUCUAAAGAGCAGGGUGAAGAUUUUAAUAAAGCAUCAACAUCUGCAAACAUUUCCGAUUCAAGUGCAAACGAAAACUCGACAGACGACGAUUCCGAUUACGAAAGAUUGCUGAGCAAACUGGAAAAUACGAAAAAGAGACUUGAGUCCAAAUUAAAAGCACAGAUAGUGAAACGCAAUCGUUUGCGAAGUCGUGUCAAGAAGGAAAACAUCUUUAAAAUCAAGAGACGGAAGCUCUUGCGGACGGUUUUCAAUCCGGAUCAAAUCGAAGCACUGGAGAGAAAAGACAAGAGUCAGAUAAACUGGUCAGAAGCUACCAUAAAGAAGUCGCUUGAUUUGCGAAUGUCUUGUGGCGAUGGUGGUUAUGGCUGUUUAUUGGGUUUAAACAUUCCCCUGCCAUCCUCGAACGUACUGCGAGACAAACUGCGACAUUCACCCUUCAAAAGCGGAAUCCAGGAGAAUAUAUUUGAGUUACUAAAAAACAAACUCGACAAUCCCGAGCACGAUUACGAGAGAGAUUGCGCCCUGCACUUCCGUGAAGUAGAGUUAGGUACUUACAGUCCUGAAGACAUCAACGAUUUCGGGGAAGAUCUGACGUUACUGAAACCAAACGAGGAACCCACACACGCCCUAAUUUUCAUGCUCGUUGGAGCUGCUAUCCAGUGGGAGCAGAUUGUUGCCUUUUAUUUCAUUGGGCCGACAAUCAAAGACUCGCAGCUGGAGAUUGUGCUCGUGAAAAUAAUCGAAAAGGCUGAAGAAUCCGGAUUAAAAGUGCACAGUGUAACAUCGGACAUGGGAUCAUUUCGUCGAGAAGCCUGGAGGACCUUUGACAUAACAGCGGGACGAUUUUCAGUCACUAUAAACAGUACACCUCAUCCCCGAGACGAGAGUCGCGAGCUCUGCUUUAUCGUGAAUCCCUCGGACUUGAUCAAGAGUCUGCACUGUGAAAUGAAGGACAAGAGAGUGAUACACUUUCCGGAUUCGAUUCAAGAACAGUACGAUUUGCCGGCAAGUACCGUCAAUCUGAAUAUGUUUGAAAAGCUUUUGUACACCCACGGAGAUCAGGAAAUAACGGUGAUGCAAAAGCCCGAGGAUCUCGAAACUAGAGUGACAACUGAUCCACUCUUCAAGAUCAGAGAUGAGGCAGCGUACCGAACGACAGCCUGGUUUCUCACUCUGAUUGCCAAAUGGUUUGCAAUAAUGACCUACAGAUAUCCAAACUGUCCCAUGACGAAAUACGAUGCAGAGGAGUACGAGGAGAGAUGUUCAACCCUCGAGGACAUUAUCACGAUUUUCAGGGCACUGAGAUUCGGGGAAAAUACUUCCUGGACGCCGGUGCAAACUGGUUUUGUCAUCUCGACGGCUUCACUUCUUGAACUGGCCGAAUACUACCUGGGAAAGCAGAAAUUUGAAUUUCUACUCACGACGAGAGUGACACAAGGCACCCUGGGUAAUAUAUUAUUGGCUACUAGUACCUUGAAUACAGAACAGAGUGCUUCACAAUUGAAGAAGAAUUUAAAGUCCAUCAUGGCCUUCCAGAUAUUCAAGGACUUCAAGUCAUUUGACAAUUUUAAAACGGAAGAUACGGCGGAUUAUUUGGAAGUUAUGAAACAAGAGUAACUUUUUUGUGUUUAUUCUUUUUCUACGAAUGAGAAUAUUUUGAAAAUUCGUAGCAUUAACGUUUAAAGAAUUGUCCUACCGAGGUGAUAUUUAGUUUAUCCAAUUAUAUAGUAAGUUACAGAUUGUAUUAUCAUUUGCGUGUAUUGUUUGAUGAAACAAUAAAGAACAUUUAUUAUCAAAA
Belonocnema kinseyi is the source of this 2335-nucleotide messenger RNA. RefSeq lists its product as uncharacterized. Gene Ontology annotation, molecular function: sequence-specific DNA binding. Lineage: Eukaryota; Metazoa; Arthropoda; Insecta; Hymenoptera; Cynipidae. The record is from RefSeq and is a predicted model, not a curated record. The transcript has 3 exons. The coding region runs from base 139 to 2154 and encodes 671 amino acids.